UACAGCGUGACUCUAGUAGCAGCAGCGCUGCAGGUUCUCGUACAGGAUGAACGCGCCACCAGCAUUCGAGUCGUUUUUGUUGUUUGAGGGAGAGAAAAAGAUCACAAUAGUUAAGGACACCAAGGUGCCCAAUGCCUGUCUGUUCACACUGAAUAAGGAGGACCACACGCUGGGGAACAUCAUUCGAUCACAACUGCUGAAGGACCCUCAGGUGCUGUUUGCUGGAUAUAAAGUUCCCCACCCUCUGGAGCACAAGAUUGUGAUCCGUGUUCAGACAACACCAGACUACAGUCCGCAAGAAGCCUUUACUAAUGCAAUCACUGAUUUGAUCAGUGAGCUCUCCCUGCUGGAGGAGCGGUUCAGGGUUGCCAUCAAAGACAAGCAGGAGGGAAUAGAAUGAAGAACAGUUACACUCCAUUAAAGGAACUAAUGAAAUUUAUGGAAUGAAACCAUCAACUAAUUCACAAUGGACUAAAUUGUCACACUUAAACUGGGUUCUUAUAAUUUGCAACGGUGUCCCGUUUAUUUAUUUUCUUCAAAUGUCAUGAUGGUGGCUGACAAACUGUCAUUUAAAUAAUAAGAGACAUUGAACAGUCUCUAGCAAGAUUGAGAACUUUCGAGUUUGUCUUCCAUGAUGGUUUUUCUAUCAAAGCAUGCUAGUAUAAUGAUUGAACAUUUUUUGAAAAUAUGUCAUUGAACAGUAAAAUCAUGUUUUUUUGCUAUUAAUAAAUGUCAUUUUUUAAGAAAUUAUAAAA
Messenger RNA from Myxocyprinus asiaticus (Chinese sucker), 755 nucleotides. RefSeq names its product DNA-directed RNA polymerase II subunit RPB11-a. The transcript is spliced from 4 exons. The coding region runs from base 47 to 400 and encodes 117 amino acids. NCBI's taxonomy places the organism in Eukaryota, Metazoa, Chordata, Actinopteri, Cypriniformes, Catostomidae. The record is from RefSeq and is a predicted model, not a curated record. Gene Ontology annotation, cellular component: RNA polymerase II, core complex. Gene Ontology annotation, biological process: transcription by RNA polymerase II. Gene Ontology annotation, molecular function: DNA binding; protein dimerization activity.